Lepidothrix coronata (blue-crowned manakin) is the source of this 4528-nucleotide messenger RNA. It is a transcript of the gene TMEM184B, whose product is annotated as transmembrane protein 184B. NCBI's taxonomy places the organism in Eukaryota, Metazoa, Chordata, Aves, Passeriformes, Pipridae. Gene Ontology annotation, biological process: transport. The coding region runs from base 213 to 1445 and encodes 410 amino acids. The record is from RefSeq and is a predicted model, not a curated record. The transcript has 9 exons. Gene Ontology annotation, molecular function: transporter activity.
AGGGCCGGGCCGGGCCCGGCGUCGCCAUGGGCUCCUGAGGCCUCCGCGCCCCCGCGCCGGUGCCGGCGCCGCCCGCGGGGCAGUGGGGCAGGGCUCGACCCGACCCCUCCUCGCCCCACCGGGCUGGGCCGCGCCCGCCCGCCCGCUGCAGGGUCUUGGCUUGUGGGCAGCUCUUCAGCAAUCCCAUCUGGAACCUCACACCAAAAGGCACCAUGAUAAUGAUGACUGAUGUCACUGCAGCCCCCAGAUUGGGGUCAACUGCCACCACUUCAGCUGUGGCUCCUAACUUCUCCCGGAUGCCGGAGGAUGGCAGCCCCACGGCUGUGGAGCAGCCAAUAUUCCUCAUGACCCCUGCUGCUCAGGCUAUCUCAGGUUUCUUUGUAUGGACAGCUUUGCUCAUCACCUGCCAUCAGAUCUACAUGCAUCUUCGCUGCUAUAGCUGCCCAAACGAACAGCGCUACAUCGUUCGGAUCCUCUUCAUUGUGCCCAUUUAUGCCUUUGACUCAUGGCUCAGUCUCCUGUUCUUCACCAAUGACCAGUACUAUGUUUACUUUGGCACAGUGCGAGACUGCUAUGAAGCCUUUGUAAUAUACAACUUUCUCAGCCUAUGCUAUGAGUACUUGGGAGGGGAGAGCUCCAUCAUGUCUGAGAUCAGAGGGAAACCAAUUGAGUCCAGCUGUGUGUAUGGAACUUGCUGCCUGUGGGGAAAGACCUAUUCUAUUGGAUUCCUGAGGUUCUGCAAACAGGCUACCCUGCAGUUCUGUGUGGUGAAGCCCCUCAUGGCAAUCAGCACAGUCGUCCUUCAGGCCUUCGGCAAGUACCGGGAUGGUGACUUUGAUGUGACCAGUGGCUACCUCUAUGUGACGAUCAUCUACAACAUCUCUGUCAGCCUGGCACUGUAUGCCCUCUUCCUUUUCUACUUCGCCACACGUGAGCUACUCAGUCCCUAUAGCCCAGUCCUCAAGUUCUUCAUGGUGAAGUCUGUCAUCUUCCUGUCCUUCUGGCAAGGGAUGCUGUUGGCCAUCUUGGAGAAGUGUGGUGCCAUCCCCAAAAUCCACUCUGCUGAUGUGUCUGUGGGUGAAGGCACAGUAGCUGCUGGGUAUCAAGACUUCAUCAUUUGUGUGGAGAUGUUCUUUGCAGCCAUUGCCCUGCGCCACGCCUUCACAUACAAGGUGUAUGUGGACAAGAGAAUUGAUGCCCAAGGUCGCUGUGCUCCCAUGAAGAGCAUCUCCAGCAGCCUCAAGGAGACCAUGAACCCUCAUGACAUUGUCCAAGAUGCGAUCCACAACUUCUCCCCAGCCUACCAGCAGUACACCCAGCAGUCAACGCUGGAGCACGGUCCACCCUGGCGCAAUGGCAGUCACGUUAUCUCGCGCUCCCACAGCUGCUCCGGUGCCCGUGAUAACGAGAAGACCCUCUUGCUGAGCUCUGACGAUGAAUUCUAGGAGGGGAAACUGCCAGCACAGGCUGUCAAUUUCCUCCCUUUUUUUUUUUUAUAAUUUAUUAAAGCAGAAACACACAAGUCAUAUCACUUCCUAGAGAGUACAGAUUGCAGAAGUGUGGGCACUUCCCAUUAGCUUUUGUGGGUACGGACAUGAUGAGCAGUGUGGAGGUGGUGGAAUGGCCAGGACUUUAUUCUCGAGCCCAUUCCUUACAGCAGCAAUCAAAUUAAUUGCAGCAAAGCUCCAGGGUUUGGAGCUCUGGCUUCCCACACCUGCCCUGUUUGGUGUGGAGCGUCACUGGCCAGAGCCUGGAGUUGUGGCCAAAAAUGUUUUUGUUUUUUUUUCCAACAGGACAACCUGACUCCUUUGUAUUUUUUUUCCUGAAUGGUUGAUGUAGGCAUAGUUUUCUCCCCGACUCUCUGGUACUAACAUCUCUGUGAUCCUUGGGAAAUGGGAUUGGGAUGCAGCGAUAAGCAUUCCUGAGGAUCAGACCAGAGACUGGUCUAUAUAGCCAUUGCCUUUAAUGCUAAGUAAGGAAUAUCUGCCCCCACCCUCCCGAGCACCUUGUUUUGAGCCCUGGAGUCAGAGUCACUUGAGUGAGCGAGGGGGAAAAGGACAGGACUUUUUUCCUUUUCUUUGGCUCCCUACAUCCCCUGAUCACCAUCAAAGCUGAUGCUUGUUGAGGCUCAGUGGGGAUGGAAUUGCUUUCUCACAAGGAUGGAGUUUUCUAAUCAUUAAGUGUCCAAGCUUCCCAUCUCCCUUGUGUUCCUGUGGCUAGAAGCCUCCGUGGAGCAUGUCUCCUGCUAAGAAGAUGGAGGACUGCCUGUGAUAGGCAGUGGAAGUUUGUAGAGCUCUGGCCCCUUCACUCCUCUUUGGGAAGGGAAGAUAUGUAAACACAAAAUCAGUUUUUUGUUUUUGUUUCCUGUCCCCCAGCAUCACAGCUGCCCCUCUUAAAGGUGUGGGUUGCAUCAGGUAGCUGCCAGAGCAGGUCCUGGUCUCUCACAGGUAUCUCUCCCCAUGCUUUUUAUCACUGACUUUCCCUGUGAGCUGCACAAAUUUUGCUCUUAGGCUGGAAUAUCCAGAAAGGAAUGUUGCACACUCCUUUGUUUUUUAUCUCCAUAGCUGUUCUGGGCCAAACUGGAGCAGACUUGAAACCUGACAUGACCUGGCUGGUCGAAAUUGUCCCUUUUAUUCUCCCAGGCAGUAGUUGCUGCUGCACACUUCACAGACCCUGCUGCAACUCAGUGCUAUCAAGGGUGGAACCGUUAUCCAUGAAAGUGGGAGAAGCUUUCCCUUGCUACUGUUGGGUUUCGGAUGGGCCCAUGGGUACUUAGUAGAGCCACAACAGAAGUGAUCCCUCUGUAGAUCUAUCCAGGGACCAGAAAAUGCCUCUUGCUUACUUAAAAUUAUCUAGGGGAAGAGUGGGCAGCAUGCUCAAGUGCUACAGAUCAGAUGCUCCUACCUGCAAGCAGGAAGCAAAACUGAGAGAUUGGAGCGAGCUGCUGUGUUCUUCUCGGCUGUAGUUUCUCCGUUCCUCUCCCACUUGCCUUCCCUGCCAUCAGCAGACCUGUGUGGUUCCACACUGCCCCUCGUUACUCUGCUAGGAGCACUGGAGGCUGGUUUACUGCCUUCAGGUUACCUCUCCACUUGUUUCCUAAUCCAUCUGCUUGUUUGUUCAGUGUCUCAGGAGUGACAGUGAGUGAAGAGCUUCUCAUUUCCUCAACACCCCUGCCCAAGCUGGGCAAAAGGGCUUAAGGAGAGGCAGUUUUGCUCCCUGCUGUGAGAAUAAGAUAAAGGAAGGGCUUAAGGACAAUGUCUCCUUCUGUACUUGUGUCUGGGGGGAUGGUGAAUCAGGUGGGAGCAACAGUGCUGACUGUUGAGGGAGCUGGAGGCAGGAUCAGUGGAUCCAGCAGCUUCUGUGCUGUUGGAUUUCCCCAUUUGUACACAUCCUGCGAUGCCAUGCUGUUAGUUACUGCUUUUCCUAAGUCUGUGUCUGCUUAAAUGGACAUGCAAAUAUGCUCUGCCAGGCUUUGUGUGGGCUUGGUGUAAAACUUCCUCAUGCAUAAGCUGCCUGGAAAGCAGGGCUGAAGAUUGAAUGGGCUUUCCUUCUGUCCUCUAUGGCUUUGAUUAAUAGUCCUUUAAACGUGAGGUACUUAUGUUAAAGUUGCCCUCUCUCUUAAGAAAGUAGGGUGUAGGACAUGAUCCUACCCUCCCCUUUCUUUGCAUUUGCAGGUCUUGAUGAUGUCCCAGUCGCCCACUUGGUGACCGUUCCCAAUCUUUGUUGCAUUUGGGUGGCCGAAAUCCAAAAUCUCAGUUAUUGCCUCAUUGAGCAUGAAGGUGGUCCAGGCUUGGAGAAGCGUUUCUUAGAACUUACUUUGAAAUGUCUCCUGCACAUAUAUGCUGUGCAGAGGAUCUGGAUAUUCUCAAAGCAUCCUUUAUGUAGUGGUUUCAAUAUAACCCUUUUGCACCAGCUGCCUUCAGAGAAGCCUGAUGAAGAACUAGUGCCCAAACAACAGCCAGCUGCCCUGCUUUAUAAUUUUAUAUACAUAUAUAUUUUUUAACACCACACAAAAUCAUCCAGCACAGAGCUUGCUGCUCUCCCUCCCGACAGGCAAGUGCCAGAGCAAGGAUUGGCUCUGAAGCCGCUCUGGCUUGGAGGAGCAAAUAUAAGAUUCAGAGCUUGAAACCAAGAAGGCCAAGGUAUCUGUGGUCUUGCAGGUCUGCUCAUGGUAGCCCAGGGCCCCAAGAAAUGUGUCAGUUCCAGGAGUAGGCCCUUGGAGCUGCUCUCCCUCACCUGCUUCCGCUCUUCUUCCUUCCUUCCUUUUUGUUUACCAUGUAACAUACCCAUGGGAUUUGUUUAUUAUUUUUCCAUAUAGAGUAGUUCUUUGUAUAUAAAUGACUGAAAAAAAAAGUAUGAUAAAUAAGACAGAGUCACCUAGUUUUGUACCUAUUGUGUUUAACUGAUGUGAGCUCAGCGACAAGCCGCUCUCUCUAUUUUGGUCUUUGUGACGUUAUACUCCGCAGAAAUGAGCAAAUAUGAUGACAAAUAAAAAAUAUAGAGAUAAUAUAGAUUGUACUUAAACUGC